Messenger RNA from Arabidopsis thaliana (thale cress), 2997 nucleotides. RefSeq names its product lateral signaling target-like protein (Protein of unknown function, DUF593). The transcript is spliced from 2 exons. Gene Ontology annotation, molecular function: myosin XI tail binding; myosin binding. The record is from RefSeq and is marked reviewed. Lineage: Eukaryota; Viridiplantae; Streptophyta; Magnoliopsida; Brassicales; Brassicaceae. Gene Ontology annotation, cellular component: endomembrane system. The coding region runs from base 194 to 2476 and encodes 760 amino acids.
AAAAAAAACUUCUCUCAAGUUGUUUUUACUUUUAUGAUCCAAUAUCACGUUUUUGCUUCCAUGUUCAUGCAAAUCUCAGACCCAAGAUUCUGAGUUUUGCCCACAUUUGCUCCUUUUUGUUGUUGUUGUUGUUGUGAUAGUUUUUGAGAUGAGUUUCAAUGUUUUUCAGGAUUCAUCAUCACCAGUCUGAAAGAUGGAUUCAAAUCUUAUAUUUGAUCAAAAGGUCAUCAACGGGUUCGCGCCGGUGCUAACUUACGCAGCCUGCGAAUGGUUCCUUAUAUUACUCAUGUUCAUCGAUGCUCUUCUCUCCUAUCUUCUCGUCUGGUUUGCGCGUUACUGCAGAUUGCAGAUGCCAUGUUUCCUCUGUUCCAAGCUUCUUCAUCCUCUACAUUGGAGAUUCUUGCUCUGCAGAAACCACAGAUCAGAGGUUUCAUCUUACAUGUCAUGUCAGAAUCACGGCAACAACCUUGCUGAUUGUCGAGGCAUGUGCGAUGACUGUCUCUUGUCGUUUACCAAAAUGACCGGUCCGAAUCCAGAUAUGAACAGAUUGCUUCUAGGUAAAUUAGGGUAUGAUCUGCUCUCUAGAAGCCAUUUUGCUCACCCUAGGUCUUGUUCUUGUUGCAAUAAACCGUGGAGAACGAGGCACCAUACACAGAGACUGAUUCGGUUAGGCUCUCGAGGGAGAAACUCCUCAAGUAAACCCAACAUUCCUGCUCCACGGCAUCUUACCCGACGAGGAAGCGGUGGAAGUUUGAAGAAGAUGAGAGAUCAUAUAGCAACAAGUGGUUCUGAGUAUGUUGAUGUUGGAAGCCGCGACGGUAUGGCACAUGUGGGCUACACAGAGCUGAAGAUACACUCGGAUUCUGAGUCUGAGUUCUUGUUUUCAGAUGAUGAUGCAUUCCUCCAUAUAACUGACUUCAAUGUUGAGCCAUCUGAGAAACGCACGCACAAAUCUCGAAGGCGGAAAUCGUUUGACGACAAGAAGAUGUCGAAUCAUAAACAGCCUGUCUUGCAAGACAACCAGUAUAAGAAAAUUCAUGUAGAAGAUAAUGAAACUGUCGAAUCUUCAAUGCUUGGGUAUAAUCUUGAAAACAGGACUCGGCAGAAACAACCUGUUAAGGCAAAGGAGCAUGAUGAUGUACUCUCUGAGCUUAUAACUAUGAGUGAAGCUCGUCCGUUUUUACUGGGUUCACCUCGAAAGUAUGCUGCAGGAGUAGUCACACAAAAUGAAAAUGAAGCUGAGGUAAGUGGCAGCUCAUCUCCUUCUGGCGGAGAAUUUUUGAGCCCUUCUGCAGAAAACGGUGCCUCUAGGGAAAUCCGAAUUCAAGAGCAUGAUGAUUCCUCAGAUUUUUCUCAAAACAUCACCAGUUCAGCUAUGGAGAUAGAAGAAUUUGAGGCAGCUAUUGAGCAAAAAGAGUCUGAUCACAUGGAUGUGUCUGGUUCUGUUGCAAAUGAACCGUCUAGUGAUGAGGAGAAUGAAGUUGAAGGAGACUCCAAGCCUUUGAUAUCGAAUAAUAUGUCAGAUUCUCUGGAACAGGAACAGUCAGGUGAGGAAGAAAGUGAGGUUAAUGAAAACAAUGUUGCAGAAGAAUACUUCAGUAAUGAAGAAGAAGAUGAGGUCAAUGGACAUACCGAGCCCUUGACAUCAAAAAGUGAGUCUGGUUCAUUUGCUGAAGAACAAUCUAGUGAGGACGAAGAUGGAAGUAAUAUUUAUUCGGUUGCAAAAGACCAUUCCAGUAAUGAAGAGGAUGUGGAUAACGAAGAAUCUGAGCCAAUGACAUCAAACAAUGUGACUGGUGUUGUCAAAGAAGAACACUCAGCUAAAGAAGAGCAUGGAGAUCAUGAAGAGACUGAGCCUUUGACGUCACUGAACAUUUCCAAAGAAGAACCUUCAUUAGAACACAGUGAUAAAGACUCCUUGAAGAUAACAGAGACUCGUAAUACUUCAAAUGGAUCACCAGAACUAAAGCACUCUGCUUCUGUAGAAUCUUUUGUAAGCAUUAGCAGUGACAUAGAGGGCGAAAGUCUUGUUGAAGUAUUGAAGCAACAACUAGAGCAUGGCAGGAAAUCCCUAAGAGAUUUGAAUAAAGAAUUCGAGGAAGAAAGAAAUGCCUCAGCCAUUGCUACCAACCAAGCAAUGGCGAUGAUUACGCGGUUGCAGGAGGAGAAAGCAGCUCUCCAUAUGGAAGCUUUACAAUACCUGAGAAUGAUGGAUGAGCAAGCAGAGCACGACAUGGAUGCACUUGAGAGAGCAAACGAUGUCUUGGCUGAUAGGGAGAAGGAGAUACAAGAUCUUGAGAUGGAGUUAGAAUAUUAUAGAGUAAAAUAUCCAGAUGAGCCAAGAGAAGAAAUUCUCGCUAGCAUGGGGAUUCUCGGUAAUACAGAAGAAACAAAUGUCACCUCACCAACUGAUGAGACCAGCAUUAAGGAUUCAACAGACACCAAACUUACCGGUUCUCCAUCAGCGGAAAAUUGAGAAAGAAUACACAUUUCAGAAAUGAUAUCAAAACGCUGGAAGAAGAAUACCCAAGAGAGCUCCCCAAGGCCUGAGAGAACUUUAGUCUUGAUGGUCACAUGAGACCAUACAGAAUAAUCUGCAGAGGCAUAAAGAUAUUCUACCAGCAUUCAUUGCAGAAGCAUAUGGUGAAGAAAGCAAUUCCCAACAUGGAAAGUGAUUCUUUCGAGCGUAGUACUCACAUGAAGGGCAAGAACGAGUGGACUGCUUUAGAGAAUGAGAUUCCAGUGGUAGAGAAACAUUUAGAGUCACAAAAGGAGAGCUUGUGUUUGUAAUAAUAGGAAAAAUGAAAAGGAGUAGAGUUAGUUGAAGAGAUAGCUUGGGAGCUGCAGAAGUCAUUUAUUUGAAAACUAAAAAUUCCAUGUUAGGAAGAUAAACAGAAGCCUUCAUUUAUUUGUUUUUUUUUAGUUGCUUUAUUUGUGUGGCUACCUUAUUUUUUUUGGAGAACACACCAAUCAUCUCAUUAAAACUUCAAGAUUUCA